This is a messenger RNA of Rhinichthys klamathensis goyatoka, 1493 nucleotides long. Its product is annotated as interferon-induced protein with tetratricopeptide repeats 1-like. Gene Ontology annotation, molecular function: protein binding. The transcript has 2 exons. Bases 189 to 1493 code for a protein of 434 amino acids. Gene Ontology annotation, biological process: defense response to virus. Lineage: Eukaryota; Metazoa; Chordata; Actinopteri; Cypriniformes; Leuciscidae. Gene Ontology annotation, cellular component: cytosol. The record is from RefSeq and is a predicted model, not a curated record.
CCUUAGACCGAAUAGAAACUGAGAACAAUCUUGAGCUGACGUGUUUAAUGACUGUUUUGGUAGAUAAGAAGAUGAUUUUAUGAGCGUGAUCAUUAUAAAUACAGAACAAUCUCUCAGCAACUCACACAAAGCUCAAAUCAGCAUUGCUAGAAGGAACAUCUCAAACCAGACCACCACUAACCAUUAUUAUGGAUAACUCUAGUCUAAAACAACGUCUUGAGAGGCUGGAGUGCCACUUCACCUGGGAUCUGGGGCAACAUCGAAAUGAACUCCAGGGGAUGAAGAGGAAAAUGCAGAAUGUGGACCAGGAAACAUGCACUUGGCUGGUUCACUGCUACAACCUGCUGGGCUACAUCCAUCAGACUCUUGGCUCCAACACAGAGGCAGUGAAGCACCUCCACAAAGCAGAAAGUGUGAUCCAGGAGCAGGGAACAGAAGAGGCAGGAGUCCAGCUUCAGGUCAACAAAGCAAACCUUGCUUGGGUCUACUUCCAUUUGGGAGAGAUGGAUAAAAGCAAAGGAUAUCUAGAAGAGGUGGAGAGGCUUCAGCGAAUGCAUCCUGCUCCACCUGGAUGCACUUUACACCCUGAAGUCAGUGGAGAGAAGGGCUGGACGCUGGUGAAGUUUAACAAGUCCAAGAAGCGCCAGGCGAUUGAUUACUUUAAGAUGGCUCUAAAUGCAGAACCAGAUAGGAAGGAAUGGUUCAAAGGACUUGCCAUAGCCAUGAGCAGGGCAUAUAUAAAGUCUGAAUUCACUCCAGAGCUGGAGGCUGAUAUUCUAGAGCAGGUGAAAACCGCAUCAGAGAUGGACCCAAAUGAUUUGUUCCUUCAAUCCCUCUAUAUACUAAAAAAGUCAGAGGUGCAGGCCAAAAACAAUGAUGAGGAGGUACAAAGUUUUCUAGAGAGAACCCUAAGUACAGGAAACUUGGUUGGUUUGGAUUAUGUUCUCGAAUACUUUAAACUAAUUUCCAUUGAUCGAGCUAUUCAAGAGGGACAAAGGGUUAGGGAAAAGUUCCCCACUUCCGCUAAAGUUUUGAAAAUCCUGGCAGAUGUAUACAAAUGUAAAGUGUUCUCCAUGAAGGAAGACAGUCAGGAAAGGAAAGCUUGUGCUCAGAAAGGCAUUAAGCUCUUUGAGGAGGUUGUCAGAGAUUACCCAGAUUGUGUAAGAGGAAGGCUUUCUCUUGCAACACUACACCGUUUCGCACACAACACUAAGAGAGCCGAUGAGAUUUACCAGCAGCUUCUAUCAGAGGAAGAUGAUCUCCCUCCUCAUACCCAACAGUUACUUUACUAUAGUUACUCGUGCCAUCUAUAUCAGCGUAGACGGUCCAGAGACCAAUCAAUCGACUAUCUCAUGAAAGCAGCAGCAAUCCAAAACAUUUCACAAGACAGACAGAAGAGCAUUAGGCUUCUUAAAAAAACUGUGGAGAAUGGCAGAAACUCUCGCUGUGAGGAGAUUUCAAAAUUUCUAAAGAUUGUUCUCAAAGAUGAGUAA